AUGAACUACACUAUGAACGACAAGAAUGAAGCAACCUUGGUCCGUGACACGCUUGACAUUUUUUUCAAGGCUUAUGUACGAAAUACACCACUCAAGAAAUGCCAUGGCGCUGACUGUAUAAUUCGCUCGUCAUCUAAAAGAUAUAGAGAUAUGGAUCCAUCGCUUGCUACUCAUGGUGAACGAGCCGAUUACAGCAUUGUGUCUUCCCGUGAUGAACAUCUCCUGCUAACUUUGGAGGCGAAGCGUAUUGGUGCCAGUAUGUCGGGUGAUUUUAUUCAGAUUGCUAAAGAACUGAAAGGAUGA
This is a messenger RNA of Mucor velutinosus, 303 nucleotides long. RefSeq lists its product as uncharacterized. The record is from RefSeq and is a predicted model, not a curated record. The transcript has a single exon. Bases 1 to 303 code for a protein of 100 amino acids. NCBI's taxonomy places the organism in Eukaryota, Fungi, Mucoromycota, Mucoromycetes, Mucorales, Mucoraceae.